Molecule: messenger RNA, 1368 nt
Organism: Amaranthus tricolor (Joseph's coat)
Lineage: Eukaryota; Viridiplantae; Streptophyta; Magnoliopsida; Caryophyllales; Amaranthaceae
Exons: 3
Coding region: 1-1368 (455 amino acids)
Source: RefSeq, a predicted model, not a curated record
AUGGCAUACAAAAAUUUGAUGUUGUUGUACACCACCAACCCAGCAUUGUGGUGCAAAUUCUUCCUAACUACUCACAUAGGAGUAGCCUUGACGUGGUACAACUCUCUUCCAGGGAGAAAUAUCCACACUUUUGCCCAAUUAGAGAGCAAAUUCCUGGGUCACUUUGUGGCAUAUAAAAGGCAGGAGAAAUCAAACUUCCAUUUGCUCAGCAUAACGCAACUGGAAGGGGAAUCCAUAUCAUCGUAUCUGAGGAAAUUCCAUGAGGCAGUGCUGAAGACAUACGCAGAGGCCAUGAAACAGUGUCAAAGCUACGUCACGGCCUCUAAGAUAUGCCAGGCACAUGAACCCAAAAGGCAAAAGUCAGAGAAGAAGGAUCCAAUAUUCUCCCAUCACUCUUCAAGGAACAAAGAGGAACAUUCAUCAAGAAGAGACAGAAACUACAUGUUGCGUCAUCCGGAACCCCCAUCAGACAUGGGACCUCCACGAUCCAAACAUGUAUAUGUCACGGAAGGGGAAGCCAGGACACGAAAAUUGCUCGACGGAAGUAACGACCCGAUGUUCAACUGCAACAGAAAAGACAUAUUUUUUGCCAUCCUGGACGAGUUGCCAACUCCACCUCCUACUGCCACCCCCUCUGAUUGUCGCAACUACAAUUUGUGGUUGUUACCACAAAGAACAUGGCCAUGCCUUGGCCCAAUUCGCGAACUCAAGCGUAUCCUACAUCAGCUAGCCGACGAGGGGAAGCUGUCAAAGUUCAUCAAUCGAAAAGACUAUGACAUGAGAGGCGACGCGGAAAGAAGGCCUUGGAACCAGAAUAGAGACGAGGGUAGGCGCGAAAGCUCCAACACACAAGGAACCAUCAAUAUGAUUUUUGGCGGCUACACCGAGGAACAUCCUACAAUCUGCGCCGCGAAAGACAGUGUCCAUACUCUGUUCAAAGGACCUCCAAAAACCACCUCAAGUGGGCCGAUCAUGAGAUUUGAUGCCACUACUUCCCAACCGUUGCAACAACCACACACUAAUCCUUUAGUGGUUACCAUCAAGAUUGGGCAAAUGAUGGUGAGGCGAGUAUUGGUGGAUACCGGAAGCACGACUGAUCUUAUAACAAUGGAAUGCCUCAGGCAAUUGAAGUUUGAAGAAAAUCACUUACAUCCCCUCGAUAAACCCUUGAUUGGGUUCGGAGGAAAUCAAGUCAUAUCUCUGGGAACAAUCGUACUCCCUGUACGUGUGGGGGAGAAAGACAGGAGCAAAACAAUGCCUAUACGAUUCACGGUGGUGGACCUGACAUUCCCUUAUAAUGCCAUCAUGGGACUCCCACUCAUCAACAAAAUCAAAGCCGCAAUCUUCCCUCAUCAACUUUUAUUGUAA